This is a messenger RNA of Erigeron canadensis, 1627 nucleotides long. RefSeq names its product protein VAPYRIN-like. Bases 1 to 1605 code for a protein of 534 amino acids. Gene Ontology annotation, cellular component: ciliary inversin compartment. The record is from RefSeq and is a predicted model, not a curated record. NCBI's taxonomy places the organism in Eukaryota, Viridiplantae, Streptophyta, Magnoliopsida, Asterales, Asteraceae. Gene Ontology annotation, biological process: protein localization to ciliary inversin compartment. Gene Ontology annotation, molecular function: protein binding. The transcript has a single exon.
AUGGACCGGUUGAUAAGUUUGGAGCCAUCUAAUGUGGUUGCAAUACGACUCGAACCAGGUGAAAAAUGCUACGGGAAGCUAACUUUAAGAAAUGUUAUGCACACCAUGCCAGUGGCUUUUAGGCUACAACCCGUGAACAAGGUGCGUUACACGGUUAAACCACAAACCGGGAUCAUAUCUCCAUUGACUACAGUCGCUGUGGAAAUUACUUAUGAUUUCCCACCGAAUUCAAACCUCCCGGAAUCAUACCCAUAUUGUGAUGACUCGUUUUUGUUACAUAGUGUGGUGGUUCCCGGUGCAUCGGUUAAGACCACUUCUAUGAACGAUUUGGUCCCGAGUGAUUGGUUUACAACACGAAAGAAACAAGUGUUUGUUGAUAGCGGUAUCAAGGUCAUGUUUUGUGGCUCAAUGGUCUUAACUAAGCUAGUUGCUAGUGGUUCCAUAGAUGAAAUAAGGGAUGUAUUGGAAAAAAGUGAUCCAACGUGGAAGGCAGUUGACUCUGUUGACUCGGACGGUCAACCUUUACUUCAUUUAGCAAUUGGUCAAAGGCGAGCCGAUUUGGUUCAGGUCCUCCUAGAGUUUAAGCCUGAUAUAGAAGUUCGGUCUGCACGGUCCACUAAGACUAGAUUAGGGUCAACCCCACUAGAGGCUGCAGUUGCUUUGGGCGAAAGCUUGAUUGUAGAGCUCUUACUGGCUAACCAAGCCCCUACAGAGCGGUUAGACCCAUCCUCGUGGGGUCCGAUCCACCUAGCGGCCGGAAGUGGGGAUGUUGACAUUUUGAGGCUACUUUUAGUCAAAGGAGUCAACGUCGAUGCGGUUACAAAAGAUGGCAACACACCUUUACACUUAGCAGUGGAGGAAAGGAAGCGGGAUUGUGCCCGACUACUACUAUCCAGUGGUGCACGAACCGAUAUUAGGAACUCAAGUGAAGACGAGACGCCAUUGCAUAUUGCCGCGGCUCUAGGGGAUGAAAACAUGGUAAAGCUUCUAAUUCAAAAAGGUGCUAACAAAAACAUUCAAAACCGAGACAAGAAAACCGCAUACGAUAUUGCAGCCGAACAUGGACACGCACGACUAUUUGAUGCACUCGGGCUAGCUGAUACAUUAUGCGUAGCUGCAAGAAAAGGUGACAUCAGAACCAUCAAUAGACUUCUUGAAAGUGGAGUCACCAUCAACGGGACAGACCAACACGGAUGGACUAUUUUACACCGAGCUUCAUUCAAGGGUUGGGCAGACAUAGUCGAAAUUCUUAUCAAGAAAGGGAUAGAUAUCGACACAAGAGAUGAAGAUGGCUACACUGCUCUUCAUUGUGCUGUGGAAUCGGGUCAAGUUGAUGUUGUUGAACUACUGUUAAAACAAGAUGCAGAUGUCAAUGCAAAAACCAAUAAGGGUAUUACUGCAAUGCAAAUCGCGGAAUCAUUAAAAUACACUAGAAUCGCUAGAGUUUUAUCCCAUGGAAAUGUAAACAAGGAUGAAUCCAAAUAUUAUAGUAAAAUUGGUAAUAGAUAUGGCAACGGAAAAGGGCCACUGAAAAAGAGGUCGACUCGGGCUCGAGCCAUUCUUAAUAGCUUUGAUCAAUCAGCUGCACCGUUGACCGUGAACUAAUUAACUGAUUACAUUCGCUGGC